Messenger RNA from Clavispora lusitaniae ATCC 42720, 1674 nucleotides. It is a transcript of the gene CMP1, whose product is annotated as calcineurin catalytic subunit A. The record is from RefSeq and is a predicted model, not a curated record. Gene Ontology annotation, molecular function: calmodulin-dependent protein phosphatase activity; calmodulin binding. Gene Ontology annotation, biological process: calcineurin-mediated signaling; fungal-type cell wall organization. Lineage: Eukaryota; Fungi; Ascomycota; Pichiomycetes; Serinales; Metschnikowiaceae. Gene Ontology annotation, cellular component: cytoplasm; calcineurin complex.
AUGUCUAACAAAGCGGUUGCCAAUCGCAACCAGAUGAAGAAUGCCUUGCAGGUGAUCACCAACAAAAACUCAAGCGAAAAGCCACCUAGGGAUUUGUCCGUCUACAUCACGGAAGAAGGGGAAAAGCUCUCCACUACUGAAAGAGUAGUUCCUUCCGUGUCUCCGCCGGCGUCUUUCUCCCCACCAGACAGCGAUGUUUUCUUGCCGAACGGGUUGCCCAACUGUGCAUUUCUCAAAGACCAUUUCUUCAACGAGGGACGUUUACAACACCACCAAGCGAUUCAUAUUCUCCAAGAAGCCACACGCGCUUUGCUGAUGGAACCAACCCUUUUAACUGUCCCUGCGCCCGUGACCGUCUGUGGUGAUGUUCAUGGCCAAUACUAUGAUUUGAUGAAAUUGUUCGAGGUAGGCGGUGACCCAGCUACUACUCAGUAUUUGUUUUUGGGAGACUACGUGGACCGCGGACUGUUUUCAAUUGAAUGUUUGCUUUACUUGUACUCGUUGAAGCUCAAUUAUCCCAAGACGUUUUGGAUGUUGCGUGGAAACCAUGAGUGUAAGCAUUUGACUGACUACUUCACGUUUAAGUCCGAAUGUUUACAUAAGUACUCGAAGGAGGUGUACGAGAAUUCCCUUGAAUCCUUCAAUGCAUUGCCAUUGGCUGCGAUCAUGAACAAGCAGUUCUUCUGUGUGCACGGCGGAAUCUCACCCGAAUUAAAAUCUUUGGAUGAUUUGGCCACGUUCGAUCGUUUCCGCGAGCCGCCAACAAAAGGCUUGAUGUGUGACUUGCUCUGGGCAGACCCAAUCGAAGACUACGAUGAAGAUAACAUGGACCAGACAUUUGUGCGUAAUACUGUUCGUGGCUGUUCUUAUGCCUUUACUUACAAAGCAUCCUGCCAGUUUUUGGAGCGUACGGGCCUCUUGUCCAUUAUUAGGGCACACGAGGCACAAGAUGCGGGAUAUCGUAUGUACAAGCGAACAAAAACCAUGGGUUUCCCUUCGUUGUUGACCAUGUUUAGCGCACCCAACUACUUGGACACGUACAACAACAAGGCAGCAGUGCUCAAAUAUGAGAACAACGUCAUGAAUAUUCGCCAGUUCAAUUCUUCGCCGCAUCCAUAUUGGUUACCUCAUUUCAUGGAUGUCUUUACUUGGUCUUUACCCUUUGUGGGCGAAAAGGUUACUGACAUGUUGGUGUCCAUCUUGAAUAUCUGCACCGAAGAGGAGCUUGAAGAGGAAACACCUAUUGCGCAUGGCUCAGCGCAGCCUCUGCCCAUACUACCCACAUCGCCUUCUUUGCCCGAUUCUGCUAGUGAUUCUGAAGAGCUAACUAUUGACGAAAAGAAGGCUGCGUUGCGUAGGAAGGUUAUGGCCAUUGGCCGUGUGGCACGUAUGUAUCAAGUUUUGAGAGAGGAAUCUGAGAAUGUGGCACACUUGAAGAGUUUGAACUCUGGCACUUUGCCCCGGGGCUCAUUAUCCCACGGCAGAGAAGGAUUCCAGAACACACUCAUGACGUUUGAAAGCGCCCGGGCAGCAGACUUGGAAAAUGAGGCCAUGCCGCCUAUGCCCGAAGAGCUCAAAAAGCGUGAGGCUGAGCGCCAAGCUAAGAUCCGUCGCGAGCUUCUGGCGAGCCCAAGCCCUAGUUUCCUGCGCCUCAUGCGGCGUCUUUCCGGCUGA